AGAGAGAGAGGAAAAUGGGUGGACGGAAAGUCCCCGUGUGGAAAUCCCCUUGACUUGACUUAUUUCCUUAAAAAAAAAAAAAAACAGAAAAGAAGAAAAAAAACACACAUCGGUGGCUGACAUGUGUCCUCUUUUGAAAGGCUCCGCCACCUGCGAGGGCUCCGACAUUCAGCUGGCACUGGAGGGAAGAGAAGGUUGAAUGGCGCCGUGGACCGCUGCGGUGAGGCUGAGCGAAGUGGCAGAGGGAGGACGAGCCUGAGCAUCCGGCAGGGCUUUGUUAUUGCCCCGACAUAUUACACAGUUUUUCACGUUGUGCAGCCAUCGGAGGUUGGUGCCUCCUGCUCCUGCUCCUGCUCCUGCUCCUUGUUCCUCUUCGUCCCCUCCUCCUAUCCAGCGGGCCACACGUCAGCCAUGUCGCAGGGUCAGAACUUCCUCCCCAAAUUCCUGUUUGUCUCCAAUCUGCUGAAGGCGGUAAAGAUCCGUCAGCGAGUGCCCAACGACGUGGUGAAGCCGGCUGCUGGCGGCAGCCUGAUGCACCACCUGCGAAGUAUGCACAGGUACACUCUGGAGAUGAUCGCUAUGAACCACUUCCCACAGGCCUUCAGGGAGGUGGUGCAGGCUGCUAUCCUGGACCGAGCCAUGCAGGCCUCACUGGAGCAGGAGAAGAAGCUCAACUGGUGUCGGGAGGUGAAGAAGAUGGUGCCAUUACGCACCAAUGGAGAUGGGAACUGUUUGCUCCAUGCGGCCUCUCAGUACAUGCUGGGCGUUCAGGACACAGACCUUGUGCUUCGGAAAGCCCUCCAUGGUGUUUUGAAAGACACGGACACUGGCGUCUUUAGAGCGCGCUUCCAGGCAGAGCUGCUCCAGUCCCGGGAGUUCACCCAGACCGGGCUCCGAUACACCACCAUGAACUGGGAGGAGGAAUGGGAAAAGAUUGUGAAGAUGGCAUCUCCGGCCUCCAGUAGCAACGGCCUCCAGUUUGACUCUCUUGAGGACAUUCACAUCUUCAUCCUCUCCAAUAUUCUCCGCAGACCCAUCAUCGUCAUUGCAGACCAGGUGGUCAGGAGUAUGAAAUCUGGCUCCUCCAUCUCUCCUCUGAAUGUGGGUGGGAUCUACCUGCCACUACACUGGCCACCCACAGAGUGCUACAAAUACCCAAUAGUGCUCGGCUACGACUCCCAGCACUUUGCACCCCUCAUCACCAUCAAAGACAGCGGGCCAGAGAUCCGAGCAGUACCGCUGAUCAACCCCGGACGAGGUGACUUCGAGGAGCUGAAGGUUCACUUCCUGAUGGAGAAGGAACAGCAGCAGAAAGAGAGGCUCCUCAAAGACUACCUGCUACUCAUAGAGAUCCCUGUCAUUGGCGUGGGCCAUGAUGUUUUACGGAUCAUCAAUGCUGCAAGGUUGGAUGAGGGCAACCUUCCUGAAGACAUGAACCUGAUGGAGGACUACCUGCAGCUUGUCAACCAUGAGUACCAGCGCUGGCAAGAGGACAAGGAGCAGGCAUGGGCUGCCCAGCCACAGCGGCCACCGCCCUUCUCCGUCUCCCAGCUCUCCCUUAUCGAGAUCCGCUGUGCCACACCACGAUGCACAUUCUAUGUGUCGGUGGACACGCAGCCCCAUUGCCACGAAUGCUUUGAGAAGCGACAGGCCACUACUGGUGGAGGAGCAAGGAUAGAAGGGGUGGUACAGGCCAAGGGGGGAGGGAUCCAAGGUGGGGUAGGUGUGAUAGGGGGAUCAGAGGCCGAGGUGAACUCAAGAGGAGCUCGAAGCAGCAGCCCCUCGUCCUCCUCGUCUGGCAGAGGGGUGGUGAUAUCCAGCCCCCGCUCAGCACCCCCAACCGCUCCCAGCCUCAGCCUGUACAGUGAAACUCAUGCCAUGAAGUGCAAGACACCUGGCUGCCUCUUCACCCUGAGCGUAGAGCAUGAUGGACUUUGUGAGCGCUGUUUCAACUCCAGGCAGAACCAUGGAGCCCCUGGAACUGGAACAGCCGCUACAGGACUCCCAGGCCCCAGUGGGGGUACUAUUGUCCCCCACCCGGCCCAGGGCUCCGCCUGGACCCAGUGGGGGAGUGGUGAGACAGAGACAGAACGCUGCAGCAUGUGUAGACAGGAGGCGUCCAGGAUAUUCAAUGGCCUGUGUCCAACCUGCAUGCAGAAACAGCAGGCUCCAGAGAGGGGAGAGCCACAGCAAAGCAACACCAGAACUGAGGCCUCGUCUUCAGCUUGGAGCCAGGCCAGGGAUGCUGAGAGGCCGUGCCUCACCCUAACCCCCGGGCACACGUCCGCCUGGCAGGCCCCUCUGGCCCGGCCUUGUAAAAGAUCUGGUUGCCAGUUCUUUGGGACGCCAGAGAAGUUGGGUUUCUGCACUAUUUGCUACGUGGACUAUCAGACAAACCACCACAUGACGCCUCCCCCUGCCCCGGUCCAGAGCCGGCAUGGUUUGGAGGCGGGCUUCCAGAAUGCCUCCAGGUGUCGUGGGCCUGGGUGUGGUGCUGUUGGCAAGGCAAUGCUCGAGGGCUACUGCGACAAGUGCUACGUCAAAGAGCAAAGCACACGGCUAAACCAAGUGGCACAUCGCACACCACACUCCCCUCCUCUAGUCAUGCGUGACCGUGCAGCCAAACCCAGAUCUUCUCAGCAAUCCCAGACCCAGACUCAGUGCCGGAGGAGUGGCUGCAGCAAUGUGUCCCCAGGUUGCACAGACCUCUGCCCAGAGUGCCACACGCGAGGCCAGGGCAGAGAGGUGGGCAGGCGGGCGCAGGCGCCCAAGGAAAAGUCCAAGCAGCGGUGCAGGACGCAGGGCUGCGACCACUACGCCAACCAAGAGAAACAGGGCUACUGCAACGAGUGUGACCACUUCAAACAGAUUUACCGCGGCUGACCACAUACGCAACCAUGCACGCAAUGACGAUGAUGACACAUUGCUAGCACGCUAGAGCCGCUGCCCUGCUGUGGGCGCCCCAUGCCAGUCAAUGCACCUCUGAUACUAACUAACCAACUAACUAACUAGCUAGUGACUAACUAGUAACCUUAUGGCCUGAAAAUCAAACCCCCAUGUAGAAUGUGAAGAGAGUGUGUGUACGUGGGGGGGAGUGAGUGUGUGUGUGUGUGUGUGUGUGUGUGUGUGUGUGUGUGUGUGUGUGUGUGUGUGUGUGUGUGUGUGUGUGUGUGUGUGUGUGUGUGUGUGUGUGUGUGUGUGUGUGUGUGUGUGUGUGUUCGCAGUCGACAUGGCCUCCAGAAUACCUCUUUGUGCAAUUAUUAUCAUCUGAUGUGCCCUGUGCACUUACACGCUGAGAGGUUUGGCUGCAUGUCAAAGCAACUGACUUAACUGUUGUGUACAAUAUGUAUUUAGAGGUACGUAGUGAAUCGUGCCGGACAAAAUGAUUGUAUGUUGACAUAACAAGAAGCGUCUGACAUUGCUUUCUAGACCACAGCCAAGGAUUUAUACCCCUCUGUCUGUCUGACUGUCUGUCUGUGUUAACCCAUCUGUGUAUCUAUCUUCCUGUCUGUCUAGCAUUUUCUCUAUGAGGGAUGCAGCAGUUGGGGAAGCCCAGAAACUAAUCUUUGGAAGUAGUUGGCAUAAUCGGGCCAAACUGGACCAAAGUAAAGCAAGUGGAGUUCUAGAAAUGGAAAAAAAACAAAAAAAACUUAUUCACCACUGUUAAGCUUAGUUCUCAAAAAAUCAUUCAUUUAUGUCUUUCCACAGUUGACACAGAUUUGUUAAAAAAGGCUUUUGCAAUCAAUAUUGUAAAAGAAGAAUUCUUUUUUCUUCCAUUAGCCAAUCAACAGCAGAGUUAAAUUAACCUUAGUAUUGUUACUUAUCUGUUUUAUGAAGUUACCAUUUUGAAUUGUUUGAUGUGUAAAGUUAGGACGGAUCAUGUGUCUAAACAGUGCAAGACAGACAGGGCAGGCCCCUGCCAGUUCUGGUGCUACAUGUACAGAAAUAAAAGCCUCUCCAUUGUAGCCUACAUGCUGGCGCUGUCGGCGGACAGAAGGCAGAGAACACAGUGGAGACAAGACUCAUUCUCUUUCUAUUCCUGCUUUCCUUCCCCUUAGUUCCCCUAUUCCCCUUAACAGAUCUGUUGCCUUGGACAUUGCUUUCCUGUUUACCGGCCACUGCAGCACCUAGAAACGAACAGACACAUAAACACUCACACAAAUGUUGUAGUUCCAGUCCUGUCGAACGGGGAUUGCCAACCGUACAGAGAACUAAGAACAUAAUGACAGGGUGCAGUUUGGUUGAUCAUUCAACUUACUGCACACACACGUGCACAUGUAAACACAGCUCAGUUAGAGAUUGUAUGCGCCUCACCCCUGCCUGAGGUGACGAGGCGCAGGUAGACAAACCCACAGAGAAUGCAUAUCUUUCCACUCCACCCCACUUGAUGUGCCAAGGCGACAAGUCAAAAAAUGCCAGAGAGCAAUCCAGUUGCCUGCUUUGGCUCAUCGUGUUUAUCUGAAUGUUUUUUGUGCCGCUGCUGCUGCAACAGCACAGUAUUGGGGCUGAUCCUCGAUAAGUUUUGCCUUUAAGUAUGUGAUUAAAAAUGUAUGGACCAGAGGGGCCUGAUCAGUGAUCCUGAAUCAGUGCUCAUUUUGUAGGACCUUCUAACCCGAUGCCUCAUCUCCAACACACACACACACACAUACACAUACACAAAAAGUGCGCAUGUGUGCAUCUGGAAUACGCAAAACUGACAUUCCUUUUUUUUUUUUUGUAUUUCUUCAUUGUAUUUUGAUAUGUUUGGUUUUGUUUCUGCCCUAAAAAAAAUACAUGUGCCAUCAAUCGCCGAACAGUUGUUGUUACCUCCUUAAAAAUGGCCAGCCUGGACCAUUCUGAACUAACUAGAGUGCCACAGAUAGACAUCUCCAAUUCUGUGUAACAAGAGAUUAGAGCCUGUUGAGUUUGCAUACAUUGAAAAUCCCAAAAGGAUUGUCUAUUUGAUCUAAAUACGACGAACCAUUUGCCUACAACCUCUAGGAGAAAAAAAAAGGUUUUAUCAUAAACUAAUGUGAUCUGAAGUUUGACAGUCAUUCCACUCAAAUUUCUGCUGAAGAACUCAAAUGGAAUAGGCGGAUGUCAAUCUGUGGCUCUAGUUGGAAGAGCUUAGACAAACAGGCUCUCGUUUUGCCUUUUUAUUCAACUGUAUCUAAAGCUGUCCAGCCGGCCCACGUGUUGACGGCCUGUACGUAGAUCUCUGUGUGCUUUAAUCACCUCUAGACAAAACCUUAAUCAAUUAAAGGCCAAUUCGUGGUCCGCUCAUCAGUACCCCUUGUUAAGGCUUUGGGGCUCUGGCCGAGUUUGUCGGGGAGAUGAUCACGAAAGUUGCACAUGAGUUGUCUAAGUUGCUGCGGCAUUUAGGAAUGGUACUCCGACCUCGCUUAGGAACAUUCCAAUAGUAGGAAGUGCAUCCGCUUAAGAGCAGAGAGGUGUAACAAAACAUGCAAAUGGUGUGGAAGUUUGUCUGUGUGACCUUUCAAUAGGGUAUUGUAUGAAAAAAAAGCCUGGUUUUAUUUGUUAAGUAUUUAUUCAUAUCAAGAUAUCUGUAUUGUGUGAUUCAAUAAUUAUUUAUAUGUCGUCCUGAAAUGAAUUAUUUUUAUUAAGAAAUCUGAAAUCUG
This is a messenger RNA of Scophthalmus maximus (turbot), 5618 nucleotides long. It is a transcript of the gene tnfaip3, whose product is annotated as tumor necrosis factor, alpha-induced protein 3. NCBI's taxonomy places the organism in Eukaryota, Metazoa, Chordata, Actinopteri, Pleuronectiformes, Scophthalmidae. Bases 412 to 2883 code for a protein of 823 amino acids. Gene Ontology annotation, cellular component: cytoplasm; nucleus. The record is from RefSeq and is a predicted model, not a curated record. The transcript is spliced from 9 exons. Gene Ontology annotation, biological process: cell migration; protein K29-linked deubiquitination; protein K33-linked deubiquitination. Gene Ontology annotation, molecular function: zinc ion binding; DNA binding; K63-linked polyubiquitin modification-dependent protein binding.